Molecule: messenger RNA, 1878 nt
Organism: Aspergillus chevalieri
Lineage: Eukaryota; Fungi; Ascomycota; Eurotiomycetes; Eurotiales; Aspergillaceae
Product: ATP-binding protein
Exons: 5
Coding region: 1-1878 (625 amino acids)
Source: RefSeq, a predicted model, not a curated record
AUGGAAUCCCGGUGUCGGGUGUCAGAAGAACAGCCAUCGUCAUCGCCUCACGAAUACCAUGACAGAGUGCCAGAGCAGUUGUUGAGAUCGGUGGGGUUAAGAGAGAAUAGGAUGGCGCUAGUCUUGCUGGGCAAAUGCAAGGUCAGAGGUCCUGCUGGGACAUACGAAUGCACUUGUGUAAAUGGUCGAUACUUCACGGGAAUCCCGUCCUCCACAUGCACGGAAUGCCUCCACCCACUGAAUUUGCAUGAUGAAUAUGUCCCUGUGGCUCGUCAGCUCCCUGGUCAGCCGUAUUCUACAAUCGAUGACCAAUCUCGUUUAGUCCAUGAGAGCACGCCUAUUGGCCGUCUCUCAUCAAUUUCUCCCCGCGAGAAGACCGUCACAAGAUUACAAAAGUUGCUUGAUGAAUACAGAGUGGUCCAUGUAAGAGGUACUCCUUCCUCCGGGAAGACUACGCUUGCAAAGCUACUGGAAGCCCGCUACAAGGAACAAAGACAAGCAGUGGUUUACGUCAAUGCGUGGCACGGGGUCAAUGAUGGAACCGAUCAUCUUGUCCAGCUGUGUCGUCAGAAAGGGUACAUUGUCGACCGCGACAGCCUCGCUACUUCUGAUGUUGUUAUCGUUUUUGAUGAAGCGCAACACUCCUAUGAAGAUCUGGAUUUGUGGGUGGGCCUCAUUAAAACUCAAAGUGGGGCCAAUCAGGGACUUAGGAUGUGCCUUUUCACUAGUUACGGGAGUCCCACAGCGGGACGGGCAGAACACCCACGGGGCACCACCCCGGUUCAUUUCGGAAGAGAGCAAAGAGUGUCUUUGGCCUCCCUAGACUUAGACCACCCGCAUCUCUUUUAUACAGCCGAAGAAUUCAUGGAUGUUGUGGAGCGUUUGUGCAUGGAUCCAACAUGCCCAAUGACUCUUGACGACGCGGCCACGGACUACCUCUUCAAGGUGUCCAACGGGCACCCCGCGGCGGUUCAAGCUCUCAUCAGAUAUGUGCAUCGGGUGUACCGCUCGGCCCCCAGCCACGGGGAAAUCUCAACUGUCACCGUAGACGACAUCAUUCAGGCGUUGAGAAAUGAUGCGGAUGUCUUUAGUAAACUGGAUGCCUACCCUGUUUACAGAUCCUUUCCUUCGCGUGACAAAAUUACACUUGAGGCGGCAAAUGCCCUGCGGGCGACUCUUCUACUUGGAAACGUCCCCAGAGACCUCCAAAACCCAGGUAUACGAUUAUGUUAUGAGCAAGGUUGGUUGCACUCCGAUCCACCUGAUCCCGUCAAACCAGACAAUGUUGUCUGUGUCUUGCCAUCACGUUUACAUGAGAAGUUUGUCGAAUUCUAUUUGGCUACGGAUAGUCCCCGCUCGUUUCCAAUUACCGAGUUUCCGUCACUUCCCGUUUUCUGCCUUGAAAUCUUGAAGAAGUUCUCCAGAUCGCGCCUUAAAGUCAGUGCCCGAGGUAGACUCGGCGCAGGCUCUCAGCGAAGGCCUGUCGAGUCGCAAUAUCAAAAGGAGUUUCAUUGUGGGUUUGAUUCUUUGCUUGGAUCUGGGCAUGGCAUCUCUAGCGAAUGGUCUGGGGGGGGCUCAGGUCACAUUGAUUUCCGAAUUACUGAGCCCAAGUGGGGCAUAGAGCUCCUCCGAGACGGGGACCGCCUUACAGAGCACUGCCAACGAUUCGAGAAUAGUGGUCGGUACUGGAAUUGGGUUCUCAAUGGAUGGAUCCGCGACUGGAUAAUCCUCGACUGCCGUCACACUAUGCCCAAACCCUUCACAGCCGUUCCUGGCGCCAAGCUUUGGCGUGUGGUUUUCACAACCGACUACAAGUCGGCAACAGUGCUGGAUGCUGACAACAAUGUCGUGAUGGAUAAUUUUGUUUUGCUGAACUAA